UUUUCUCUUUUCUCUUUGGAUUCUAUAAAUAGAGCUAAUAGUAGCCAUAGAAUUUAUUCUCACGGUUAACAAAAAAGAAUUCUAUCUUAGCUUAGCUUGCGAAGCAAGAGAUCGAAGAUAGAUCAAUAAUGAUGGGUAGAAAGUUUGAGAGUUGGGACUGCAUUAACAGCUUCAAGUGCUGUGGGAAUCUGUCUCCUCAGCCACACUACCCCUCCAUGACGACAUAUCCUAAAAGGAUGUCGCCGGAAGCGGCAGUGGUGGCUGAAGGAUCGGAGGCGAAAGCGGUGUUGAGUGUGAUGGGAAUGACAUGUGCUGCUUGCGCUGGAUCUGUGGAGAAAUCUAUCAAACGCUUACCUGGGAUUCUAGAAGCUGCCGUUGAUGUAUUGAAUGAUAAAGCUCAGGUUCUAUAUUAUCCAUCUAUGGUUAAUGUGGAGAGAAUAUGUGAGGCCAUUGAAGAUGCAGGAUUUGAAGCAAAGCUUAUUGAAGAAGAAUCAAAUGAUGAACACCCUUUUGAGAUAUGUAGAAUACACAUAAGGGGCAUGACUUGCACUUCUUGCUCUUCAACUCUUGAAUCAGCUCUUCAAUCCCUUAGAGGUGUGCACAAUGCUCAAGUUGCAUUGGCAACUGAAGAAGCAGAAAUUCACUAUGAUCCUAACAUUGUAACCUAUGAUCAACUCAAAGAGGCUAUAGAGGACACUGGAUUUGAAUCCAUAUUAAUAAGCACUGGAGAGCACAUAAGCAAAAUACAUCUUAAAGUUGAUGGAAUUAAGAAUGAACAAUCAAUAAGUGCUAUUCAGAAAUCUCUUCAAUCUCUUCCUGGAGUUGUAAACAUUGACACAUAUAUUGACAUCAACAAAAUUUCUAUAGCUUAUAAACCUUACAUGACAGGGCCUAGAACCUUCAUUCAAGUCAUAGAAUCUGCAGGUUCUGGAUGUUUCAAAGCGGAGAUAUUUCCGGCCGAAGAAGGAGGGAGGGAGACACAUAGGAAGCAGGAGAUUAAGCAGUACUUCAAAUUCUUCAUUUGGAGUUUGGUUUUCACCAUUCCUGUGUUUCUAACAUCAAUGGUUCUUAUGUAUGUACCUGGAAUUAAACAUGUUCUUGAUAUCAAAAUUGUGAAUAUGCUUAAAGUUGGACAGUUAUUGAGAUGGGAAUUGGCUACACCAGUGCAAUUCAUCAUAGGAAGGAGAUUCUACAUUGGAUCAUAUAGAUCAUUGAGAAAAGGCUCUGCCAAUAUGGAUGUGUUGAUUGCAUUGGGAACCAAUGCGGCAUACUUGUAUUCUGUUUAUGUGGUGGCAAGAGCUGCAUUCUCAAGAGAUUUCAAAGGCAAUGAUUUCUUUGAGACAAGUUCUAUGCUGAUUUCGUUUAUUCUGUUAGGGAAGUAUUUAGAGGUGUUGGCCAAAGGGAAAACAUCUCAGGCCAUUGCUAAGCUUAUUGACUUGACACCUGAUACAGCAAUCCUGUUGAAUCAAGAUGGUGAAGAACAGAUUGAUAGCAGGUUGGUACAAAAGAAUGAUGUGAUUAAAGUUGUUCCUGGCGCCAAAGUUGCUUCGGAUGGAAUUGUUAUAUGGGGCCAGAGCCAUGUCAAUGAGAGCAUGAUAACCGGAGAGGCAAGGCCGGUGGCAAAAAGGAAGGGUGACAUGGUGAUUGGAGGCACAGUGAAUCAGAAUGGAGUCUUGCAUGUUAAGGUAACAAGGGUUGGAUCAGAGAGUGCCCUGUCUCAGAUUGUUCGACUAGUCGAGUCUGCUCAGAUGGCGAAAGCUCCAGUUCAAAAACUUGCUGAUCACAUUUCUAAGUACUUUGUUCCUCUUGUCAUUCUGCUUUCUUUUUCAACUUGGAUUGCUUGGUAUUUAGCAGGAAAGCUGCAUGCAUACCCAAAAUCAUGGAUUCCAUCUUCCAUGAACAGCUUUGAGCUUGCCCUUCAGUUUGGGAUAUCGGUAAUGGUCAUUGCAUGCCCUUGUGCUCUAGGCCUAGCCACUCCUACAGCUGUUAUGGUUGGUACUGGAGUUGGUGCAACUCAAGGUGUGUUAAUCAAAGGUGGACAAGCUCUAGAAAGUGCACAUAAGGUGAAUUGCAUUGUGUUUGACAAGACAGGUACUCUCACAAUUGGGAAGCCAGUGAUUGUAACUACAAAGCUCUUCAAGAACAUGUCAGUUCAAGAUUUCUAUGAACUUGUUGCAGCAGCAGAGGUGAAUAGUGAACAUCCCAUAGCCAGGGCUAUUGUUGAGCAUGCCAAGAAGAUCAUCACAGAAGAUGAACAGAAUCAUACCUGGCCAGAAGUGCGCGACUUUGUUUCGAUAUCAGGCCAUGGAGUUAAGGCCAUUGUUCAAAACAAGGAGAUAUUGGCUGGGAACAAAAAACUGAUGAUGGAUCACAACAUAGCCAUUUCAGUGGAUGCUGAAGAAGUUCUAGCAGAAGCUGAGAGAUUAGCUCAAACUGGGAUUUUAGUAUCCUUAGAUGGAGAAAUAGCUGGAGUCUUGGCUGUAUCUGAUCCAUUGAAACCUGAUGCAAAGGAAGUUAUCUCAAUUCUCAAGUCCAUGAAGAUCAAAAGCAUCAUGGUCACAGGUGAUAACUGGGGUACUGCUAAUUCCAUAGCUAGACAAGCUGGUAUUGAAACUGUUAUGGCAGAAGCCCAACCUCACACUAAAGCUACUCAAGUAAAAGAUUUGCAGAAUUCUGGCUACACUGUGGCAAUGGUGGGAGAUGGAAUCAAUGACUCACCAGCACUUGUGUCGGCCGAUGUAGGAAUGGCGAUUGGUGCUGGCACAGACAUAGCUAUUGAGGCAGCAGACAUAGUUUUGAUGAGAAGCAACUUGGAGGACAUAGUAAUAGCCAUAGACCUUGCAAAGAAAACCUUCAACCGAAUUCGCCUCAACUACAUUUGGGCACUUGGUUACAACCUCUUAUCAAUCCCAAUUGCUGCAGGCAUACUUUACCCUUCCACUAGAUUCAGAUUGCCACCAUGGAUUGCUGGGGCUGCAAUGGCUGCCUCUUCUAUCAGUGUUGUUUGCUCCUCCCUCUUGUUGAAGAAUUACAAGAGACCAAACAAGCUAAACAAAUUGGACUUAAAUGCUAUAAAGAUUGAGUGACAAAACUAUUUACAUCUCCAUUGCAUAAAGUUGUAUAUAGAACUACUCUCUGAAUGUGAUAAAUGGUUCAAUGAUACAGAUUUUAGUGAA
This is a messenger RNA of Arachis stenosperma, 3176 nucleotides long. RefSeq names its product probable copper-transporting ATPase HMA5. NCBI's taxonomy places the organism in Eukaryota, Viridiplantae, Streptophyta, Magnoliopsida, Fabales, Fabaceae. Bases 129 to 3086 code for a protein of 985 amino acids. Gene Ontology annotation, biological process: monoatomic cation transport. The record is from RefSeq and is a predicted model, not a curated record. Gene Ontology annotation, cellular component: membrane. Gene Ontology annotation, molecular function: ATPase-coupled monoatomic cation transmembrane transporter activity; copper ion binding; ATP binding. The transcript is spliced from 6 exons.